CGUCACGUGUAUUUGUGCUCCAUUAACUUGGUUUCAUCCAAAGUCAGAAUCCAAAGCACAAAGCAUAAACUCCAUCAUCCAAAACUUCACCCGCUUGCCACCUUUCAAAUUUCAAACCCCCCAACGGUCAAAUUUUCUCAGUAAGUUUUCAAAGUUUAAACGGUUUGUGACCAUUUAUAUAUUUUAUCAAUGGAAGACAAUGAAUGGAAUUUCUUUGAUCAUGACCCUCUUCUUCUCACUGAUGUUUCUUUUCAACAACAACAAAAACAACAAACCUCUUCCAAUUGCGUUUUGCAAACACCACUUAGCUCUCUGAAUUCAGCUAUGGCGGAAGAUCCUCAAUCUUGUGGUGGAAACCCUAAUUAUGAUUUGUCUCCGGAAAAUGAAAGCUUUGAAAGGAAUAGUGUGCAAUUUGAUGACCCAAUUGCGAAAAAUUUGGUUGAUGGACGAUCAAUGUUGGGGUAUUCUUUGACUUCACCAGAUUUGGUGAUCUGUUCUGGCUCACCAGAUAUUGCUGGAAUCAGUUAUUGUGAUUCUCCUGAGAUGUUGAAGAACAAAAAUUGCUACAAUUUGGACUCAUCUAUGGAGCUUUCUCUUGAGAAUGGAAUCAAUGGAUCUGAAGUUGAAGUUUACAAUGGUCAUAAGACUCCAACUGUUAAAUUUUCCAAUUUGUGUGAAACUAUUGAACAAGAGGAAGAGUUGCUAUCACCUGAAGCCUCAUUUGAGCUUCAUCCGCCACCAAUAACCACGGACGAGUCGCCUCAAGACUACACUCAUAGAGAUAAUGAAAUGCUUGAAGAUGCUAGAGUGUCUCAGGAGGCAGAGUUGGAAUGCUCAGAAGACGUUGAGGAUAUUGGGGUAGAAGAGAAGUUUCAGAAGCUGAAAAUAGAUUUUGAGUGUCAGAGAAAGGAGCUGGCAGAAACAAGAAGAAUGUUGGGGGAGCUCAAGAGGGAGAAUCAAGAGAAAAGUAGUGAAUGUAAAGAAGCUUGGAACUCCUUAAAAGAGCUUCAGAAUGAGCUAAUGCGCAAGUCCAUGCACGUAGGAUCUUUAGCAUUUGCUAUUGAAGGGCAAGUGAAAGAGAAAAGCAAGUGGUUUACAUCAUUGAGAGACUUGAUGAGGAAAUUGAAGAUUAUGAAAAUGGAACACAUGAAGCUAUUAGAGGAAGCGGAGGCAUACAAGAAAUAUGAAUUAGAUAUAAGUCAAUUGGGGCUCAUCAUCAAGUCUAAAAUGAAUGAACAACUUGAGUUACAUGAAGAUCUCAAGUCCAAAUACAUUGAAGGGGCUAAGGUUCAAAAAGAGCUUUACAAUAAGGUAUUGGAGUUGAGAGGAAACAUAAGGGUCUUUUGCCGGUGUAGGCCUCUUAAUGGUGAAGAGAUAAAAGGAGGAGCCACAAUGGCCUUAGAUUUUGAUUCUGCUAAAGAUGGUGAGCUUACUGUGUUGUCAAAUGGAGCUCCAAGAAAGACUUUUAAGUUUGAUGCUGUCUUUGGCCCUCAAGCUGAACAAGCUGAUAUAUUUGAGGAUACUGUACCAUUUGCAACCUCGGUUUUAGAUGGUUACAAUGUAUGCAUUUUUGCAUAUGGACAGACCGGUACAGGAAAAACCUUCACAAUGGAGGGCACAGAAGAGGCUCGUGGAGUUAAUUUCAGGACUCUUGAGAAAAUGUUUGAUAUAAUCAAGGAAAGACAGACUCUCUAUUGUUAUGAUGUCUCUGUAAGUGUCUUAGAAGUGUACAAUGAGCAAAUAAGAGAUUUGUUGGUUCCAGGAAAUAAUCCAGGAAUGUCUGCAAGAAGACUUGAGAUAAGACAAGCUGGUGAAGGAAUGCAUAUUCCAGGGUUGGUUGAGGCACAUGUAGACAACAUGAAUGAAGUGUGGGAAGUUCUACAAACCGGUAGCAAUGCAAGGGCUGUUAGCGCAACCAAUGCGAAUGAGCACAGUAGCCGAUCUCACUGCAUUCACUGUGUCAUGGUUAAGGGAGAAAAUUUGUUGAAUGGAGAACACACUAGAAGCAAGUUAUGGCUUGUGGACUUAGCAGGAAGUGAAAGAGUUGCAAAGACAGAAGUGCAAGGUGAUAGAUUGAAGGAGACACAAAAUAUUAAUAGGUCUCUUUCUGCACUUGGUGAUGUCAUAUCAGCUCUUGCAACCAAAAGUUCACACAUCCCUUUCAGGAACUCUAAGCUUACACACUUGCUUGCAGACUCAUUAGGAGGAGAUUCAAAGGCACUCAUGUUUGUACAGAUCAGUCCUAAUGAAAGUGAUUUGGGCGAGACGAUUUGCUCUUUGAACUUUGCUAGUAGAGUAAGGGGUAUAGAAUUGGGCCCUCCAAAAAAGCAGUGGGACACUAUUGAACUUCUGAAACACAAACAAAUGGCUGAGAAAACUAAACAAGAGCUAAAGCUGAAGGAUUUUCAAAUCAAGAAGAUGGAGGAAACAAUCCAUGGAUUUGAGUCCAAAAUGAAGGAAAGGGAUCAUAAAAACAAAAGUCUUCAAGACAAGGUCAAGGAACUUGAAUCACAACUUAUGAUUGAGAGAAAGCUAGCGCGUCAACACGUAGACUCAAAGAUAGCUGAGCAGCAUCAAAUGAAACAUCAAGAAGAGCAAAUCAAUGCAGUUUUGAGACCAACAACAACGCCUGCAAAUCGACCAUUAGCAACUCUCAAGAAUUUCAAUGAUCCAACUAGACCCUCAAUGGAGAACAACAUCUUUAAACCUCACAACAUACCCUUUUCUACAAUAGAAAGCUCCAUCAAAUACAUUGAUCACAACGAAAAAGAAAACAAUCCCGACAUGGCUGAUAAUAAUAGUUCACUACUUCCAAAAAGGGCUGCAAGAGCUUCUAUAUGCACAAUGACACCGCGCGCUCCUUCGGCAACUGUUUCAAGGAGAAACUCUUUGAUUCCACUCCCAAGCUUAGCACAAUUUCAAUCACCAUUCAUACCGAAGUUAUUAUCAAACCAAGAAGUGAAUGAGGAACCAGAAACAGCACAAGCUCAUUGUGAGAGUCCUAAAGAAGUAAAAAGUGGUGUUAAGAAGAUAGGUAGCAUACUAAGAAGAAGCAUACAUAAGAAAGGACAAGUGAAGUCUCCAUUACAACAACAUAUGAGAAAGGUUGGUGGUGUAAAUGUGGGAAUGGAGAAAGUGAGAGUUUCUAUUGGAAGUAGAGGGAAAUUAGCACUAAGGGGGGUGCAAGUUGGAAGUGUUAGAAGAGGUGGUGCUAAAGAGAUUCAACAGAAGAAGGAAAGGGGAUGGAUAUAAAAGAUGGAUUGAUCUAGAUUUUCUUUUUAUGCAUUGUGUGGAUAGAUAAAAAUGAUUUCUUGUGUGUUCUUUAAGGAAUGAAAAAUGUAUCAUUUUUCAUUAUGAAAUUUAAUUUGUUUUAAACUUCAUAUGGGAGAAUGGAGCAAGUCUCUUGUAAAUUCUACAUGUGGGGUAUGUAAUUUUUCUUUAACUUUAAACCAUGAUGCCACAUCUCUAAAGUUGACUGUAAGAUUAACUACUGUACUUUUCAAUUGGAUUCAAAUUCAACCCAAGGUGAUUGAUUGCUUGGGUGAGAAAAUAUACCAUGUGGUUUAUGGUA
Cicer arietinum (chickpea) is the source of this 3571-nucleotide messenger RNA. Its product is annotated as kinesin-like protein KIN-14Q. Gene Ontology annotation, molecular function: microtubule motor activity; microtubule binding; ATP binding. The record is from RefSeq and is a predicted model, not a curated record. Lineage: Eukaryota; Viridiplantae; Streptophyta; Magnoliopsida; Fabales; Fabaceae. Gene Ontology annotation, biological process: microtubule-based movement. Gene Ontology annotation, cellular component: microtubule cytoskeleton.